This is a messenger RNA of Aegilops tauschii subsp. strangulata, 1386 nucleotides long. RefSeq lists its product as uncharacterized. NCBI's taxonomy places the organism in Eukaryota, Viridiplantae, Streptophyta, Magnoliopsida, Poales, Poaceae. The record is from RefSeq and is a predicted model, not a curated record.
GAUCCCCUUCUCCAACCCUCCGAUCCUUCUCAAAAGCCCGAACCGCCUCCGCCUUUCGCUCAAGCGAAGCAUCCCCUCCUCCUCCUCCACCACCCCUUCCCUUCCCCCUUUGCGGUCGGCGUCGUGGAUUGAUCGCCGCGGCGGGCGGCCAUGUGGGUCGAGAUACUGUGCGGCCUGGUGGCCUACAAGCUCAUCCGCGCCGUCUUCUUCUCCGACGACGGCCUCGACCAGCUCGCCGGCCUCGACUCCUCCCACUCCGAUCUCUGCUUCGCCGUCGCAGCCAGGCUCGAGAGGCUCUACGGCGGCCGCUGCUUCGUCGGCCUCCGCAUCCCCGACCCCGACGCCGGUGCGCGCCAGCAUGUCGACGUCGUUCUCGUCACCAAGAGGGAGGUCAUGGUGGUGGCAAUCAACAAUGUCUCUGGUUUUGUUGAGGUUGACAAGGAUGGUAACUGGUUCACUGAAAAGAAGCGCAAGCAGGAGGUUAUUCGAAACCCGGUACUAGAAGUCAGUAGGAUAGCUGCCAAUCUUCAAUCAUACUUGGAGCAGAGGGGAGCAACACUGCCUAACGGGAUUGUAAAUGGAAGAGUUGUACUGCCAAAUCCCAACUGCAGGCCUUCGUACACUAUUAAUCUUCAACCGGAGGUUAUCUCGUACGAUCAAUGGAAAGAUCUUAAGGCAGACACAAAAGGUGGACUUUCGACAUGGAUUAAAGGUGCAUUUCAUGGAAACAAAAGCGACAUCCAAGAUUCAUUACUCCAAAAUCUGUAUUCUAUUCUCAGCACGUCGCCUAUGUGGGACAGGUUGGAACUCAGAGGGGACAAAAAUGUCCUUGGUGAAUUCAUGGAAUUUAAAGGCAAGCAUGAAGACAUGCCACUCCUGAAAAAAGUGAAGAGAUCAAAAGUUAGCCGGUUUGUCAUCCAGAAAUCAACUCUUUUUGGAGGUUUUGGCAGGUCGCGAGUCCAAAUACUGUAUUCUCCUCGAGAUUACCGAGCUGAGGGCACUUCAUCUUCAGAAUGGAAAGAGAUCUCCGUGAAGCAGUACACCGAGAUUCAUUUCCAGCCGUUGCACUCCAAAAAAGUCCGGAAAUUCAAGCUGUCGAGUGUUGCUUCCGUGACACUGAGCGCCUAGUAAGUACUCCCUCUGUAAACUAAUAUAAGAGUGUUUAGAACACUAUUUUAGUGUUCUAAACGCUCUUAUAUUAGUUUACAGAGGGAGUAGAAAUUUUAUGCGCAUAAUCUGGGGUGCUACAGUUUCCAAACUUUCUGGCUCCCUCAUAGGAGAUGUGUUUCUCUUGCCUCUGUACAUCCAUCCCUAUUUUCAAGUCAAGAUGUAACUGAACAUGAAUUACAUGAAUGAAUAAUGGAAUAGGUUUCUUGUUGAGAUUCA